Messenger RNA from Actinia tenebrosa (Australian red waratah sea anemone), 2258 nucleotides. RefSeq lists its product as uncharacterized. Lineage: Eukaryota; Metazoa; Cnidaria; Anthozoa; Actiniaria; Actiniidae. The record is from RefSeq and is a predicted model, not a curated record.
CCUUUACCCCAACAACCACCCAUUGAUAACCAAAUUCAUUCUAGAUAAAAUAGUUCCAGAAAAUCAGGCAAAAAUUACCAUCUUUGUGCUAUAAAAUUACAUGUGUUAGGAGCGUAGCUAUCGCCAACUAAUCGAUGACUAAAGUGAGUUUGGGCUACCUGUGGCUACUUUAGGUUCAGCUUGACAGCCUCGUGAUUCCAUCAACAAGAAGAUAGGUUACUUUAGUUAAACAGCAGAAAAAAUCUUCUUAUUUUAUCCAAUGCAGUUUUGAAUAUUCCUUUGCAAAGAUGGAUUAUGUUAACCACGACAAUAAGAUCGAGUCUGAUGCCGACUCUGAUUCAAACAGUAUAGAUAAAUCUCUUCGUGAACAAACUACAGUCACUGCUAUUGGCAAGACCAAAACAUUUGCAGGACUAGAAAGAGAAGAAUGGCUAUUUGUGACCAUUUCUUUGGUGAACAUCAUCAUAACUGUAGGGUUUACCAUAAAAUGCAUGGUCGAUGUGCACUCUAACUCUCCUGAUUUUACCUUUGCUAUUAUAUUACUGGUCAAUGCUGCAUUUUGCUUCUUUUAUGCCAUCCAUGGUGUGCUAAGGGAACGAGAGUUUGAAAUCUAUGCAUAUAUUGCAGCUGCCACAGUUGUGUUUACAUACAUCAUUAUUAACAUGGCUGUAAAACCGAAUCACAUUACAGCAAUCAAAUGGGCUCGAUUUGGCACCAUCUUGGUAUUUGCUCCUUUCAACAUUUACUAUGGCAUCGUUGUGGCAAGAGGGUUUGGUUUUUUAGAAUUCAAAACAGUUGGAGCAGUUGUAGCCCUACAAAAGAUGUACAGAAAAGCUGGGAUAUUUUCCUGCCUGCUAAAAUUUGACUUCCAGCUUGCAAUAAGUUUAGCAGUUCUUGUCAUUUAUAAUCCCAUAUUACUGAAUCUAACAAACAAGGUUAUUUUGGGUGUUGGGAUUCCCUUCCAGUUUAUCUGGUCCGUGCUGGGUUGGAUUAUGAUGCGUAAAGAAUUAAAAUAUCUUGUCUUGGUCUUCAUCCCUGCAUCACUUGUGGAACCUGGUUACAUUAUCUAUCGGUUGGAUGAGGACAUACGCAACUGGGAAAGCAACACAAAUGGGACCAGUAAAGGAAAUAUGACUGCUAUAAGUGCCUCUAGUACUACAAACAAUGAUAAAGAUACUCUCAUCUACUGCUUCAUUGUUGUGGCUGCUAUUGCUCUCCUGGUUAGAGUGCUUGUCUUGAUUGCCCUGAAGUUUGUUGUGGACAACUUUGGAAAAGGCCUUCGGGAGUCUGUAUAUAACCUGCCAGUAUCAGAUGACCAGCCACCUCUUCUUCCGAGGAAAAGAGAUAUUGCUAAAUGCUGUGGCAUUGUCUGUUGUGGACCUCUUGGAUAAUGAAAUAAGCAGCUUAACAACAACGAUCAACAAGGGUAUCACCUAGCAACAGUCCCUAGCAAAGCUUCCUGUUUUCUGCUCAGGCAAUCAGAUGAAUAUUAUGACAGUCAGACUUAAAGCUAUGUUAUAAAUCAGACAGAGUGCUAAAACUAAAUGCGUGGGUUAAAUGAUGUUAAGGUAUGCUUCUCACACAAUCCUUAUGACAUGGAAAAGGGAUGAAAUUCAAUAUACUAAAAAAAUAUAUAAUUUUUAUGUAAUAACUUAUAAUAACACAAGUUUUGUAAAAUAUUUUGAAGUCUUCAUGACUUCAUUAUCGUAGCCUGCGUCACAUCCAGAAUUUUCUUUGAAAAUUCCAGAUGUGAUGCAGGCUACAUUAUCGAGUAUAAAACUUACUUUGAACACUUUAGCUAUUAUUCAAAUUACUUUGUAUUAAUUUGCGAAUGACCUCCAUAAUUAAAGUUACUUUGGCAAUGAAUUUAUUUCGUCUUUGAAAAUUGUCUUACAAAACUUGUGUAAAGUUGUGUAUUUUCCCCUUGAAUGCAAUUUAUAAUAAGUUCUUGUUAUUGUUCUUGUUCUUAAAAGAACCCAUAAUAGUUAGAAAUAAUUCAUAACUUUUUCUAAGAUUAGUGCUUUGGUUUUAUAGUUCUGACUCAGUGUCCUAUGUCAACUAUUAAAAAAAUCAAUGCUAAAUUAAUAAAACCGUUAACAAUGCUUAAAAUAAGAGCUGGUCAGUCACUAAUCAUGAUGACUAGUCAAAUAAGUUUUAGCGUGGUCAUACCUUGUUUCUGGCUCAACUUUACCAAUGACCGGCAGGGUAAAGAUUCACCAGACAAGUCCCAAUUCUAGAAGGACAUUGUCCGGGCGGGG